This is a messenger RNA of Gastrolobium bilobum, 1788 nucleotides long. RefSeq lists its product as uncharacterized. The transcript is spliced from 2 exons. The record is from RefSeq and is a predicted model, not a curated record. Lineage: Eukaryota; Viridiplantae; Streptophyta; Magnoliopsida; Fabales; Fabaceae. The coding region runs from base 1 to 1788 and encodes 595 amino acids.
AUGAAAAAUGCUCUCAAGGCCAAAAAGAAAACCGGUUUCAUUGAUGGCUCUAUUACGAAACCAGACAAGGUGAUCCAAGAUGAAUGGAGUGCAUGGGAGAUGUGCAACUCCAUGAUCAAUGGGUGGAUUCACAACAUCAUUGAUGCCAAAUUACAACCUUUUAUUAAGUGCUUUGAUGACGUGAAAGAUUUGUGGGAAGACUUGAAAGAGAGGUAUGUUGUUCAGAAUUUUCCAAAACAGUAUCAACUUAGAGCUGCUCUCACAAACACACGACAACAAGGAAGUACUAUUGGUGAAUAUUACACCAAGCUCCGCGCGAUCUGGGAUGAGCUCGAAGGCUGCAAGAUUUCCAAAUCAUGUGCUUGUGGAGAUAAUUGUGCAGUGGCGAAAGAGAUAGAAGAAGGCAGAGAACAUGAACACGUGUAUCAAUUCCUUAUGGGAUUGGAUGAGGCCUCCUUUGGGAACUUACGUUCUCAGAUUCUUAAUACUUCUCCUCCUCCAACUCUUAAUAAAGUUUAUGCAACUGUUACACAGGAGGAGACACAUCGUACCAUUGCUCGCGGCCAUGAUGAUCGUAGCGCUGUCAUUGGCUAUGCAGCCCGCAUCGAAGCCAGUGGCGGACGAGACCCUAACGCGCAACGUAUGCUUGCGGACCAACUAGUGGUUCGUACUCCAUGUCCUCACUGUGGGAAGACCAACCAUGAUCCAUCUCGUUGCUGGAAAAUUAUUGUUUUUCCACCUAUUCGUGGAGCAACUCGCGGACGGGGGAAGGGACGUACUGGCGGACGUGGUUCUCAUAAACAAGCGUAUGCCAUGCAAACAUCUGACGUUCCUCAACCAGCAAACGCGUCGUCUUCACCAACAAUAGCUGCGUUCUCGGUUCUUACUUCUGAAGUGGUGCAUAAACUCAUGACAUUGGUAGAUAACUCUCAAACAAAUCAGACCACUGACAAAUUGUCUGGUAAGGCUACUCAAUCUCAAUGGCUUGUUGAUAGUGGUGCUUCACAGCAUAUGACAGGCACACUGGAUUUAUUGACUGAUGUUAGAAAGAUUAAACCUCUAGCAGUGGGGUUACCUAAUGGUGCAAUUACUCAUACAGAACAACAAGGGACAAUGGUGUUUAAUAACAAUUUUAUAUUGUCAGACGUCUUGUUUGUCCCACAUUUGCGCCACAAUUUGAUCUCAGUUUCUCAAUUAUUGCAGCAGAGUAACAACAAAGUGAUUUUUACUAAUGGAAAAUGUAUUUUGCAGGACCAAGCAUUGAUGAGGGAGACUGGAUUGGGUGAUGUUCAUGCAGGAGUUUAUGUGUUUCAACCAAAGUAUGCUUCAGUUUCAACCGUAAGGGUUCAGGAGUCUGCAGAGUUGUGGCAUAGGCGAUUUAGUCAUCCAUCCUAUGAAGUUGUGUCUUUGCUUCCUUUAUUUUCCCAUGUUUCAGCUAAAAUUGCAGCAAAUAAUACGACAUGUGCCAUCUGUUGUCGUGCUAAGCACACUAGGACUAUGUUUCAUUCUAGCAGUAAUCGAACGGCUAUUGAUGCAGGAUGUGAGCCUCGCCAUUUCAGAGAAGCCAUGCAAAAUUCGAAAUGGGUAGAUGCUAUGAGAAAAGAAAUCACUGCACUGGAGGAUAAUAGGACUUGGGCAGUCACGGUUUUGCCAUCUGGUCGAAGAGCAUUACCUAGCAAAUGGGUUUUCAAGAUUAAAUAUCAUUCUGAUGGAACCGUGGAAAGAUAUAAGGCACGGUUAGUUAUUGCAGUUAACCAUCAAAUAGAAGGAGAAGACUAUGGUGAGUAG